UUUGGUCCUCGGCGGCCGCCGUCCUGGGGCGGAUCAGGAAGAAGGUUGCAGGUUUGGGGUCACGAAACCUAGUUCCGAGACUUGGCUGGAGAUGGAGUUCGACUGCGAGGGUCUGAGACGGCUGCUUAGCAAGUACAAAUUCAGAGAUCUAACUGUGGAAGAACUAAAGAAUGUCAAUACAUUUUACCCACAUUUCAGAUAUUCCGUGGACACCUAUGUUUUUAAAGAUAGUUCCCAGAAAGACCUGCUGAAUUUUACUGGCACUAUUCCCGUGAUGUAUCAAGGCAAUACAUAUAACAUACCAAUUCGUUUAUGGAUUUUGGAUUCUCACCCUUUUGCUCCACCCAUUUGCUUCUUGAAGCCAACUGCAAAUAUGGGAAUCUCUGUUGGAAAACAUGUGGAUGCUCAAGGCAGGAUAUACUUGCCCUAUCUCCAAAACUGGAGCCAUCCUAAAUCUGUCAUUGUUGGAUUAAUUAAAGAAAUGAUUGCCAAGUUUCAAGAAGAACUUCCCCUGUAUGCUCUGUCAUCGUCUGAUGAGGCACGGCAGGUAGACUUGCUAGCCUAUAUUGCAAAAAUCACUGAAGGUGUCUCAGACAUAAAUUCAAGGAGCUGGGCAAAUCAUGAGACUAAAACAGUUAAUAAAAUUACCGUGGUUGGAGGUGGAGAGUUGGGCAUUGCAUGCACAUUAGCAAUUUUAGCAAAGAACAUUGUGGACAGGCUGGUCCUCUUAGACCUCUCAGAAGGGACUAAAGGAGGGACGAUGGACCUUGACAUCUUCAGCCUACCUAAUGUGGAGAUCAGCAAAGUGGAAAUCAUGACCUAUGUGACGUGGAAACUGAGUGCAUUUCCUGAAAGUCGAGUAAUUGGAAUUGGAUGUAAUCUGGAUUCGCAGAGAUUACAAUAUAUUAUUGCAAAUGUUUUGAAAGCACAGACUUCAGGAAAAGAAGUCUGGGUUAUCGGUGAGCAAGGAGAAGACAAAGUGCCCACAUGGGGUGUCCAAGAAGAAGCAACGAGUCAUAACUCUAAGGUGCAGCUGUCCAACAGAGCCAUGGAACUGUUAAGGGUAAAAGGUCAAAGAUCCUGGUCUGUGGGACUAUCGGUAGCUGAUCUGGUUGAUAGUAUUGUGAACAAUAAAAGGAAAGUGCAUUCUGUGUCAAUUUUAGCAAAGGGACAUUAUGAUAUAAAUAGUGAAGUGUUUUUAAGUUUGCCUUGUAUCCUUGGAACCAGUGGGGUAUCUGAAGUCAUCAAAACCACAGUGAAAGAAGAUACAGUGAUGGAGAAACUCCAGGGCAGUGCAUCAUCAAUCCAUGGUGUCCAGCAGCAGUUAAAACUUUGAUCCAAAAGUGCAGAGUUGCCUAAAAGGAAAGGUCAUCUUAUUUUGCCAACAAAUACAGGGUCGAGAACUUCUGUAUCCUAUUACUUAUUCUUAAAAACUGCUUGGUUAAGGUAGAUGGCUUCUUGGUCAGCUUUGUAAUUUGAAUCCUUAGAGUUAGAAAUGGGGAUUUUAAAAAAUCUAAUAUUCUUUGGUGUUCUCAAGAUCGGUACACCAUUCCUGAAACCUACAGCAGUGAUACACAUUCACCGGCAGUGUGCGUCAUUUUAAAGUGUGCACCCUAAACUGGAAGCACAUUCAGCACAUUGGGAAUACUUUGAAAGUGAUACAUUUUUAAAAUAAAAUUAUUCUUUGGCUUUUAUAAUAAAAACACUAAUAGCUAAAGGCCCAAUAUGGAUUUAUAAAGUUCAUGCUGAGUACACAUUCAAAGGAUCCAUAGCUUAAGGUCAGAUGUGAAUGUUUCUUCUGCAAAACGUAGUUGGUAUUAAUGGUAAAGCAUUUUAUUUCCUUCUUCAAAUUAAUUAGCUACCAAAAAUGGAAAAGAAUUUUACGUGCACUUUAGUGAAAGUGAAAUUUCUGAAUAUCUAAAGACAAAGUAUACUUAAAUUUCCAGUGAAACUGUCCUUUCUGAAAUUUUCUAUAACCUCUUCCUGGGCUGUGUAAGAUUUCCAACAUUUCAUAAACUAACUGAUGUUAUUAGAAUGGUAGAAAAAUGUGUUUUUAAUAGAAAUAGAUUAUAAAUGAAAGCCAAGCAGUUUAAAGCCAAAAAUAUGAGGUAUUCAUAAACACGGUAGAUCUUAUGGGGGAAAGGUUGAAUGGACUGAUGGUUCUGAACAAAUCCUUUAAUCGUUAAUUCCUGAAGAAAUGGUUUAGAGUACAUACCCUUCAGUGAUGGGUCAACAGCAAUAUCAUCAUAAGUGAAAGAUAGCAUAUUAUUACUAUUAUAACAGGCAACUAAUAGUAACAGCUAACAUCAACACUUCUUACAUAUCUGGCACUGUCAUGAGCACUUUAUUAUUUUAUUGAGUCCUUAAUAACCCAAUGAGGUGUAGUGUUUGUUGUCAUCCUCAUUUUAUAGAGGAGGAAACUGAAGUUUAAGUGCCCAAGAUCUCAUGGCUAUUAAGUGGCACUUAUCCAUACAACCUGUACUUUUUCUAGGCACUAGAGGAGGGAAAAGGCCUAACAGCCUGAAUAGUUAUCACAGGACAGUAAAGCUGGGGUUCUGUAUACUCUGGAAGAAUUGCUUUCCUUCUCAUAUAGGGGAUUACUUUUCUUUUUUAACAUAGUUUUUUGAAAGAUUGAUUCCCUGGCUUCCCAGACUUGGGAAAUUAUCAGAGGGUUAUACACUAAGGUAGGCAUUUAUUUAUUUAGUCAUUCAUCAGGCACCACAGUAGGCACUACAGACCCAAUGGUGAGUAAAACUGGCCGAGGUAUAAGACCUCAUGGCCCUUACAUUCUAGUAUGGGAAACAUAGUAAUCAAAUAAUAGCACAAAUAAAUGUACAACUGCAAAUGUAGUAAGUACUGUGAAGAAGUCCAGCAUGCUUUGAAAGCAUAUAGUAGGGAAAUCCCAAAAGUGGUCAGGGAGACAGAAGCCAGAUGGUUUAUAAGGGCAAACACAUCCUAGGUGGAGGGGAAACAAACCAAUGUUGGUUCGUGUAAUAAUGGAUGUUUACAAUGAUAAGCUUAAAUCAUAAAAGCAUAUAUCCAGUAUCAUGUGUUUAAGAAUGUGGAGAAGUAUUUAAUAUACUUGGGAAGAUUUCUACCAAAAAUGACUAGGAUAAAAAUCUUGUACAUUUGAAGAGAGAAGGAUUAGUUAUGUGUAAUUUCACUACACAGGUAGAUCUUUCUGGUGUGACUCUAACAAUGUAUCCUUAUUGUCCUUUUGUAUGUAAUAGGAGAGUGAAACUGAAACAACCAUUUCUUUUUUAACCUAACUGCAACAUACUGUAUAAUAGAUGAAUUACCAAGAAUUCACUAAAGUAACUAAAGUAAUUAUAAAAGGAACACAUCAAUAGAACAAAUACUUACUGAGCACCUUCUGUUGUUCCAAGUACUGUGUCAGAAUUUGAGUAUCCAGAGGUGAGUAAUAUAGUCUUUGCCCUCUGGAAGCCCACAAUAUGGAAUUCUCUGUAUCAGAUUAUUUCCUUGAGUUAAGGUUAAGCAUAAGCAAACAUGUUGUAAGUCCUCUAAGUCAAGAAACAGUACUACCGCAACCACUACUCCACUACGAUUUGGUGAGAAUAUGGCAUUCGUGAUGCGUCUAUUAAUUUUAAUUUCUUCAUCUUUCCAGAAUCAUGUAGUGCCUCCUCUUAUGAUUUUUUUAGUGCUUCUUUGAUAUUGUAGCAAAAAUCUGUUAUGUUCCUAUUUACAUUGUAAAUAAUAGUUUUCCCCAAAUUUGGAAAAUAAUGAGUAAAAUAAACUUUGGCUUUAAAAUCACCUGAUGAUGCCUGAUUUAUUAAGUGGACAGAAAUUUGUUCAGUUUGAGGAGAGGUUCUUUCAUAUAAUACACACCGAAAAAAACAAGCCCACUGCCGUUGAGUUGAUUCCGACACAUGGUGACCCUAUAGGACAGAGUAGAACUGCCCCUAUAGGGUUUCCGAGGCUGUAGAUCUUUGUGGAAGCAGACUGCCACAUCUUUCUCCUCCAGAGCGGCUGAUGAUUUCGAACUGCCAACUUUUUGGUUAUCAGCCGAGUGCUUUAACCACUAUGCCACCAGUACUUAGGAUAUUUUCAGUGGCUGCAGCGCAAACGAGACUGGAUUUUAUCAGUUUUUUUUUAAUUAAACUAUUUUUAGUAAAAAAAAAAACCUUUCAAGCUUUUUAAACCUGAAAUCUUCACACCCCUCCCCAAUUUUUAAAAGCUGUAAUUGAAAGUACUCCUGAGGAAGCUGUGGCUUUAAGAACAGUUUGAAAACAACAUUGCUUUUAAGUGACAAAACAGUAGAAGCAAUGGAAGAACAUAAAUAUUCACCUAUAGUUUGACUCAAGCUGUAUGUUUCACAUGUGUCCAUAUCCAAAAAUGAUGAUACCUUUUGGGAUAGUUUUAUUUUUGUGUGUGUUGGCAAUAAUUUAUGAUGCUGCUUUCACAUGCUUUCAAUUAGGCCAACUUAGAAGGGAAUCAACACCACAGCCUUGUCCUCAUAAACUAUCUAAAAUCAUCCAAACUACACUUCACAUCAUAAAACCCAAUCUUUACCGUAAGUGACAAUGUGCUUAUAAAACUGACAGUGAUGUGAAAUAACAAUGACUAAAACGUGACCUGUUGCCGUGCAGACAAUUACAACUCACAGCUACCUGGUGGCAUAGUGGUUAAGUUAUGGCUGCUAACCAAAAGGCGGUUCAAAUCCAGCAGGCACUCCCUGGAAACUCUAUGGGGGCAGUUCUACUCUGUCCUAUAGGGUCACUAUGAGUCAGAAUCAACGGCAACAGGUUUUUUAAUAUGUGACCCUGAAGAACUUCCAUGGGUAGUAGAAAUUCAAUUAAGAACAAGUUCCUAUUCUUGUACUACACAAGGCAAUGAGGAUAUGAAGAUCACCCUGGUCUUAAGGACUUGGACUUAGGCUAGUAAACAAAUAUGUUAUUAAUUGCUCUAGUCAGCCCUGCUUAUGUUUAAUAGAGCCAAAUGUUGCCUAAUCCUGUCUUAAUCAUUGGUAUGUUUGAGUUCAUUGUUGUGGCUAUUAAUGUCAGUCCACUGCAUUGAGGGUUUCCUUUGUUUUCGAUGGCCCUCUACCAACCGUGAUGGCCUUUUCUUGCAAUUGGUCUUUCCUGGUGACAUGUCUAAAGUAAUUGAGUCAAAGUCUUGCCAUCCUUGCUUCUAAGGAACACUCUGGUUGUAAAUAAUUAAGUGCGAGGUAAGAUGCAAUCUGUACUAUCACUUAAUGCCUGGGCUUAAGUUCUGACUUAAAGGAAAGGUUUCCUAGAGGAGAAAAACUUACUGUGUGGACUCCUGUGAAACCAAAGCUCUGCACCUUGCCCUUGUGAACGUAGCACGAAGAGCUUUCAAGCUUAAAAAAAUAUCUUUAAAUCCCCGAUAUAUCAGAAACUCCAGGUAUCCUCUAAUGAAAGCCUCUCAUUUUAGAGUUGGGGGGGGAGGGAGGAAGCCCGCGCUCUAAGUGCCCUUGACUACUCCUAUCAUAAGGUUAGUCAGUGGCCAAACAGUUCUCUGACUUGCAGUGCAGUGCCCUCCCACUUGAUGAGUCAGUCACUAGGCUCAUACUUCUUCCCCUCCCUAGACCUGUCUCCUUAGUCUAAGGGCGACUGUCAAUCUUAUGCAGGCCCAGACUUAGGCCUUUGGAACAGGCUUGCCCUCACCACUAGGACUGUUCCUGUCUUGCCAUGUCUGCCCUACGAGGGACAGCGUUGAUGAGACCCCACCCCACCGUAAGCGUCAGU
Molecule: messenger RNA, 5726 nt
Organism: Loxodonta africana (African savanna elephant)
Lineage: Eukaryota; Metazoa; Chordata; Mammalia; Proboscidea; Elephantidae
Gene: UEVLD
Product: UEV and lactate/malate dehyrogenase domains
Exons: 11
Coding region: 92-1336 (414 amino acids)
Biological process (GO): protein modification process; pyruvate metabolic process; lactate metabolic process
Cellular component (GO): ESCRT I complex
Molecular function (GO): L-lactate dehydrogenase (NAD+) activity; ubiquitin binding
Source: RefSeq, a predicted model, not a curated record